ACCAUAGAAAGUCGAAGUGCAUGCUGGGGACUGAGUGAGUUUUUUUUUUUUCGGGCGGAGAUAAUGUUGUUUGCACAAAUGGUAGCAAGAAAUUUCCAUUAAUAGAAGUUUGUAUUGCACGUUUAUUGUACAAAAUUACUAUUAUGUGUCCUCUACUAUUGUUCAGUUUCAUUUACACUAGGCAGCUAUUUAAUAAUUAAGUUGCGUCAUCCUUCGUAGUAGCAAAUGUGUCAUCUAGCUAACGUUAGCCAGCUAGCUUCCCAACCGCAGAGUUAAACCUUUGAAAUUAAUGUUUUUAUACUAACGUUGGCUAAACCUUCCAUUACUGGGGGUCAUUUCGGAAGGUAGUAUUCUGUAUGAACCAUGAACUUUGCUCGUACAAGACAUAUGCCCAACUGAUUUCGACGUUAACAGACUGUAGAGAGACUAGCUAACAUUAGCUAGUAUCCGCUAGCUAGCUAACAGUGAUUGGUUUCCAAGCACCCAAGUCCAUCUUGAAUAGGCACACAGCUAUAACAGAGACAAUGGAUGAGAGCCCAGAAGCUGCUGUGGACAACGAUGACCUUGUUAUUAUUGUGGAAAACGAGGCAGAGAGCUUGCCAGCUGAAGAGGAGAGGGCGAAACAGCUAGGGGGUAGCCUCGGUCUCAUGGACACUUGCCCUGUCUGCAAGUUGAAUUUCCAUAACAGAGAGCCGAAACUUCUGCCAUGCCUCCACUCUUUCUGCAAUAAGUGUCUUCCACCUCCUUCAAGGAACUUAGUCAACACUGAACAACGGCGCGACCCGCAACUUCAAGCGGACAGCUCGAAACCACGUGAGAUCCUCAAUGUGAUCCGCUGCCCAGUGUGUCGACAAGAGUGCUGGGAGGUGGAGGUGCUCGAUAACUUCUUUGUGAAGGACUCUGUUGAGGUUCCCAGCAGCACAGUGGAGAAGACCAGUCAGGUGUGUAUGAGUUGUGAUGACAACACAGAGGCCACGGGGUUCUGUGUGGAGUGUGUGGAGUUCCUGUGUGUGACAUGUAUUGAGGCCCACCAGCGAGUCAAGUUCACCAGGGAUCAUACCAUACGGCAGAAGGAAGAGAUGUCCCCAGAGGCUGUUGGUGCAUCCACACAGAAGCCAGUGUUUUGUGACAUCCACAAGCAGGAGCCCCUCAAGCUGUUCUGUGAGACCUGCGACCGUCUCACAUGCAGAGAUUGUCAGCUGCUCAAGCACAAAGACCACAAUUACCAGUUCCUUGAGGAUGCCUACAGAAACCACAGGCAACACCUGGAAAACAUGACACAUCAGCUACAGGAGAAGAGGAAAGCCAUAGAAGAAGUGUCCAAUUGCAUCAACAAUGGACUCCAGCAAGUCGAUGAAAACCGCAAAUCUGUCACCAAUGAGAUAAAGAAAUCAAUUUGCAACUUGAUCAUGGAGAUCAACAGAAAGGGAAAAAUCUUGGUCAAUCAACUUGAGACACUGACUAAGGACCAUGAGGUCGGACUGAAGAAACAACAAGAAGAUGUCAGCCACCUGACCAGACAUCUAGAUCACGUCAUCAACUUCACCAAGUGGGCCACAGCCAGUCACAGUGGCACAGCUCUGCUGUACUGCAAAAGACUGAUUCUUUGCCAAAUCCAUUACCUAAUGAGGGCCAACUGUAACGCAUCCAUCGUCCCUCAGAGCUCAGUCCGCUUCCAGUGUCGCUCCGGUUUCUGGGCCUCAAAUGUCGACCUUGGGUCUUUGGCAGUAGAGAGAAUCCCUGGUCGUCAGCCCAGUUCCAUGCAGCAGGGCUUCCCUCCUGGCCACCCCAGCCAGCCUGGCCCCGGCCCUAGAGGAGAGGGCCCUCCCGGGGCCUUCCCUCCAGGCUCCACCGCCCACCAGCGUGGGAGCACCCUGGCCCAGCUCCAGCUGCAGGUAGAGAAGCUUGCUCAGCACCCCAACAGGGCUGGACAGCCCCCUCCCAAUCAUUGGUCCUGGUACCAGCAGGGUCUGAAGCUCCCGGGGCCAGGUCCAGGGGGCCCACCUCCACAGAGGCCCCACCAGGGGGGUUCUCCAUCACAGGGUCCCCCCAACAUGGUCCAGAUCCAGCAGCCAGGCCGGAGUUACGGACCCCCCGGCCCCCAAACCCAUCCCAACCCCAGGAGCCCCACCUCUAUGCUGCAAAACGCAGGCUUCCCUCCUCAGUCUCUAAGGGAUCUCAUCCACAACUCCAGCUUCCCUCCCAAACCAAUGGAUGUGCUACAGGGUACCUCCCGCUACUCUCAUGCACCUCCUAACACAGGACCCAUCAGCACUCAAGCCUCUAUACACCAGCGUAACAUGAUGGAAGCCGCACAACUGAGGAGGAGUGACCCCAGUGGAUCUUCAUCAUUAUCCAUGCCCAACCCCAGAGCUAGUUAUGCUCCGAGCCUAGCCACUGCCUUCCCAGACAGACAUGCACAAGGAAGACAGAAUUCCCCCAUGUCCAAAUCUUCCUCCUCUGAAGCCAACAUAGGGUCUGCUUCCUGGAAGCGUACAGAGCCUCAUGCUGCGGCUCCCCCCUCAGCUAAGCGGAGGCGAAGGUCGUCCCCCGGACCAAUCAUCGUCAUCAAGGACGAACCAGAGGACGAUGACGAAGUCAGCUUUGUGCAGUCUAGUGUUGGAGCCUCAGCCAGCCUGCCAGACAGUAGUACAGGCAUCCAGCCCAAGCCCCAGCAGCUGUCUCUCCCAGCACCCAUGUUGGAGCCCCAGCUAGAGCCAGAGCCCCAGCUAGAGCCAGAGCCCCAGCUAGAGCCAGAGGCCUGGCCAGGGCCCCCGCUAGAGCCAGAGGCCUGGCCAGAGCCCCAGCUAGAGCCAGAGCCCCAGCUAGAGCCAGAGCCCCAGCUAGAGCCAGAGCCCCGGCUAGAGCCAGAGGCCCGGCCAGAGCCCCAGCUAGAGCCAGAGGCCCGGCCAGAGCCCCAGCUAGAGCCAGAGGCCCGGCCAGAGCCCCAGCUAGAGCCAGAGGCCCGACCUCAGCCCCAGCUAGAGCCAGAGGCCCGACCUCAGCCCCAGCUAGAGCCAGAGGCCCAGCCAGAGACCCAGGUAGAGCUAGAGGCUGACCCCCAACCAGACCGAGAAAAGGCCCCAGGUGUCCCUGAAGACGACCCGAAUGAAGACUGGUGCGCCGUGUGUCAGAAUGGGGGAGAACUGCUCUGCUGUGACAGAUGUCCCAAAGUCUUCCAUCUGAACUGUCAUAUACCUUCACUUAGAGAGUCUCCCAGUGGUGAGUGGUUCUGUUCGUUCUGUCGUGACCUGGCCAGUCCUGAGAUGGAGUAUAACCCAGAUAGCCAGGGAGAAUCACCAGCCAUGAAGGAAGAGCCAGGAUCAGAGAGAUUCCCUCCAGUUGAUAAGAGGAAAUGUGAGAGACUGUUGCUCUGCAUCUACUGCAACGAGUUCAGUACAGAUUUCCAGGAGCCUGCCUCACCGUUGUCAAUCCCAGAGUAUAAGGAGCUGAUUGAGACACCAAUGGACCUGUCUAUAGUGAAGAGCAGGCUGGAGUCUAAGGAGAGCCCACGUUACUGCAGUGCUGAGGAGUUUGUCAAGGAUGUCAGGCUCAUAUUCAGGAACUGUGCAAAGUAUUACCAGGCAGACACUGAGGUGGGAGGUGCAGGACUGAGCCUGGAGGAGUACUUUGAAGAGCAGCUCAAGCUCCUCUACCAAGACAGGAGCUUCUCUGGGGGCAGAGAGGAGGGAAUGAUACCCCCUGUGGAGGAUGAGAUGGAAGAAGGGAUGGAAGAUGAUGGGAUGGCUCCUAACGAAGGGGAUAUGCCCCCGGUCGAGGACGAUCUAACACCUGUUGAAGAAGGGAUGCCUUCUAUGGAGAAAGAAGGAACGGAAGAGGCUCCUGUGGAAGGAGGGAUGGAGGAAGAAGGGAUACCUCCAUUAGAAGAGAGCAUGGAAGAGGAAGGGGAAGAGGCUUCUCCAGUGAAAGGAGACUCACCACCUUCUGAUGCUACAGAACCAGCAGAUCCAUCAACAAGGGGUGCAUCAUCACCCAACCUUCCCAGCAAGGAUGCUCCUCAACCCCUCUCCUCAACCCCAGACAACCCUCCCUGCGAGGAGGCCCCCCAACCCCUCUCAGAUACCCCAGACAACCCUCCUGACACCAGCCCUGCUGACUCCCAGGACACCAGCCCUGCUGCAGGCUUAGCCAUAGAAAAUGAGGGGACGACUGAAGAAAUGCGAGACGAAGCAGAAGAGGAAUGAUUCUUGUUCUUCCACUGUAAAUUGGCCGGACAAUAAAGCUUUUAGAAUUAUCUAUUGGUUCUGUUGUCUGAAAAUACAGGGUGACCUCUUUGCUGCGUCAUACACUUUUUGAUAUGAUUUUCAAUAAUAAAUAAAGAAACCGAGAAACCUGGGACGUUUAACAGGGUACAGAGAUGGACAAUGAAUGCACAAAUGUUUGUCUUGUUACAAAGCAAUGUAGCUACAUGUAUGAACUGAUAAUGCACAGACUGUUCUGUUUGCUGGGAUUGAGAAGUUACAAUCAUGCUGUAACUGAUGAACUUUCUACAAUAACAAUCAUAACACACAAAUAAUGUCCAUUAUUAUUGAUAAGUUGUCUGUAAUUUUCCAUGUUGGCUUUUGUAAAGAUGAAUGCCAUAUAAUACUGUAUAUUUAAAAUAAUGUACGUGAUAUUAUUUAUCCAACUCUAAAGAAAAAUAACUGCAAAGACAGAACUCAAUGAAAACCAUAGCCCUACAUCACGUCUUAACUCAAAGUUUUUGAUAAAGGUCAAUCAUUUAAACUUUUAUGUAUAGUUGUGUUAUAAUUUAGUUCAAUUCCAGGCUACUCUUGUACAGAACAUUGUUAAGGAGGUAUUCUGAAAGGUGGACUCAGCGAUAUAACAGAUGCAAAAGGCAAACAGCAUAGUGGGUCAAUUUCAGCGACAACUAAGAGCGUGCGGCUCAACUUCUCCGCUGUUUUGAUGCCCUGGCUACCGUGAAGUGAACUUUGUACAUGAGCAGAUACUGUGUGAGAGCGAAGUCUUGCAUCCGCUCAUCUCAGUAUCUGCUGUGCUGCUGGUGGCAAUGUCAUUUUUCUGAGUCUACCUUUAAGACUGUUCACUAGAUUACAGGGAUGUAAAAUGAAAGUGCAGUGUUCUCGAACGGUGCUGCUUGAUUUUUGGCAUGUAAAGAGAACCAAACUGUAGCGCUCACUUUUCCUUUUUGCAUGUUUUCUUGUUGCCUGGCUACCCAGACUUGGUCUGGCCAAACGCUAAGGCCACGGACGUUAUUUCUUCUCCACUAUCAGUCUGGAUCUGAGUACCCCCCAACCCUUCACCGAAUGCGAACGCAUUCGGGGCCGUCUGAUUGGUCCAGAGACCAAUGGUUUGGGCCAGAGUCAGAACACACGUGGAUGAAGCUUCCAGUUAGAAAAUGUGUAAUUGACUUUGAUACUCUUGAUUGGUUAGAGAUGAUCCAAUCGAUGAAGACUUUGUUUUGUACAACGCCCCUCAUGCCACCACAAGACUUCAAUAGAUGCUGUAAAGAGGUCACUGGAAAGCAGACUUUGGGGGAUAGAAGAAGGUUGCCAGAUUGGUGCACAGUCAACAAAUCUGAUGUAACAAAGUGCAUAUUCGUCAAAUCCGUCAUGAUUGAUGUAUUGUAACAGGCCCACUGGUUACCAAAGUCUGAUUUGGAUUUAUUUGGCUGCAUAACAUUUAGAAGUAGUCCCUUUUCGGUUUAGAAGUGACUGCUAAAUGCUAACUCCUGUUGGUGUAGCUAGUAGCAUACAAUAAAACUUGAAUUAAACGCUGUCUCAAAUAUCCACCUGUCCCUUUUAAUAGCCAGGCAAUGGCACACAUUUAAGCAAAUAAACGCCCCUUUCAAAGAAACGUAGGGUCUAAAUGAAUUGUUUACAGAGGUUCCAUCAAUGACCAAAAACAGCCAACAACUUCCGGAGUACAGACCCCCAAAAAUCUCCCGAUCGCCUUCUAUUGCCGAAAUUAAGGACUGACGAAAAUGCACAGUCAAGGAGAAUAAUGAUUCUGUCAAAAAGUUUUUUAAAUUAUUUUUUUGUUAACAGAGGCACACUAAGAGAAAAGAAACUUGACACAAUGUGUACAUGAUAACACAGUGUAGGAAAUGAAGAAAUGUAUUAAAAUGCUGGAAGUGAAUGCUGGAAUUAAACAAUUAAAUAUGCAAAUGAGCAAAAGCUGUGUGGAUUAAGGAAAAUAGAUGCCUGGCUCACAUUAAAGCCUGUCUCAAGUA
Messenger RNA from Oncorhynchus kisutch (coho salmon), 6211 nucleotides. RefSeq names its product E3 ubiquitin-protein ligase TRIM33. Gene Ontology annotation, molecular function: protein binding; zinc ion binding. The transcript has 17 exons. The coding region runs from base 525 to 4205 and encodes 1226 amino acids. The record is from RefSeq and is a predicted model, not a curated record. NCBI's taxonomy places the organism in Eukaryota, Metazoa, Chordata, Actinopteri, Salmoniformes, Salmonidae. Gene Ontology annotation, cellular component: chromatin.